AUGGGGGACGAGUAUCAUGAAUCCUCACUCACCGCGGCUGAAGGCGGAGCGGCAAAGGAGAGCUUCGCGCUCACGGUGAAGAACAAUUUCGAGAGCCUCCAUCAGCGAGGCUUUGCUCCCAACGACGCUGCAGCGAUGGCUCUGAAGGUCGCCAUGGGGAAAGCGGAGCUCCUGGCAGCAAUCUCCAAGGCGCGUGCCAGCAGGGCAGCGAGGGCCAGCAGUGCAGCCCAGGACAGCCACCACGUGGCAGAGCUGAUCCCCAAGGUGCUGUCGUCAGCAGACGCUGUGAGCCUCGUGUUCCUCGCCAUGCCAGAAGGGCUCUCCAAAGGCAACCUGCUGGGAAUUGACUCGACGACUGUGAAGCUGUUUUAUGACGGAGUGGCGAAUCUGGGCGACGAGGUGGCAGCAGCAGUGGUACGGGCGAGCGAUCGGUUGCUCACAGAGCUGGCGCAAGCCAUGCCCUCCGCGCCCUCCUCCACUCUCGCCCACCACCUCCCCACCCCCCCACGACCCUCCCGCCCUCCUGCCCUCGUCCCUCUCCCUGCACCCGCAACUGCUACCACCAUCACUACCACUGCUGCAACCCCUUCCAUUGCUGGGAGUGAGAGGGAUGAUGCCACUGCCACAGCUACUGCCACCACUGCUACCACCACUGCUGCCACCACUGCUAGCAAUGCUAUGGAAGUUGAUACCCAACCUGCACUGCCGUCAACUGCCGCUGCUCCAUCUUCCGAAAACCCGGCCACUGAAGCCCCCGCGGGUGCAGCAGCUGACGUGGACACAGGUGCAGCAGGGGCGGUGGGGGCAGGUGCAGGUGCAGCGUCAGCAGCAGCAGCAGCAGCAGCAGCGGCAGGAGCAGCAGCAGCAGCAGCAGCAGCGGCAGGAGCAGCAGCAGCAGGGGCGUCGGGCAGUGCGAAGCGCAAGGUGGACUCGCUGGCAGCCGCAGCGGCAGAAGUGGGUGCAGGGCGAGACACGGAGGAGCCGUCGCCAGGCUUCAUGCGCUCCCUGCUCUUCUUACUGGACAGCCCCUUCCUCAUGGAACCAGAGAACCAUCCGCUGUACCGCCGCCUGUGCAAGUUGCUACUGGACCUGCCGCCACUGCCCCGCCAGCAGCUCAUCUGCACCCUCGCCAGCUACGAGCGCGGGCAUCUACAGCAGGUGGUGGAGACGGCGCAGCAUGUGAUCACCAUUCAGCUGUACGAGACCCACCGCCUCGUUGACACUGUCAAGCUCGCCACCCGCGUGCUCGGGAUAUUCUUCUCUGCGAACGAGAGGGGCCAUCAGCUGCCACACUCAGCAUUUUACAACGAUGCCAUGAACAGCGACGAGUUUGUGGACCUGGAGCAGGACUACACCAAGUGGAAGCACAGAGACAGGUACUUAGACCCAUUUACUCUCUGUGAGCAUCCGUACAUUCUAGAAGCAGCCAGCAAGGCGGCAGUGCUGCAGGUGGAGUCGCGGGUGGAGAUGUCCCACCGCUUCCAUGAUGCACUGCUAGGCAUGGCGCUCAGGGGGCUCUCAGGCGCGCACGUGGGCAACCCCUUCUGCGUGCUCAUUGUGCGGCGAGAUCACAUCGUGGAAGACGCCAUCCUGCAGGUGCAGCAGCACGCAGGGGACUUGAAAAAACCACUCAAGGUGAAGUUUGUGGGCGAGGAGGGCGUGGACGAGGGCGGCGUGCAGAAGGAGUUCUUCCAACUCAUCAUGCGCGAUAUCGUUGACGCCAAGUUUGGCAUGUUCACGUACAACGAAACGACUCGAUCCUUCUGGUUCAGUGCAUCGCCCAUCGACAUGCCCCUCGAGUUUGAGCUCGUCGGCACCGUGCUGGGGCUCGCCAUCUACAACGCGCACAUCCUCGAUAUAAGCUUUCCCCUUGUCGUCUACAAGAAGCUCCUCGGGAAGAAGACCUGCCUGGAUGAUCUCGCUGGAGUGGACCCGGACCUGCAUCGAGGGCUCAAGGGGCUGCUCGCAUUUCAGGGCAACGUUGAGGAGGUGUACUCGUGGUGCUUCGAGGCGUCGUACACAGACGUGUUUGGCUCGCCCACCACCGUGCCGCUCAAGGAAGGCGGCGAGAACCUUCCUGUCACCAACAGCAACCGGGAGGAGUUUGUGGACCUGCUGGUGGACUUCCAUCUGAACAAGCUGGUGGAGCGUCAGUUCGGCCCGUUCUCUCAUGGCUUCCUGCGCCUGUGUGGGGGGCGAGUGCUGAAAAUGUUCCAACCUGACGAGCUCGAGCUGCUCAUCUGCGGCAGCCCCGUGUUUGACUUUGAUGAGCUGGAGAGGAAUGCGCGGUAUGAGGAUGGGUACACCAAGGAGUCUCCUGUGAUUAAGAACUUUUGGAAGGUGGUGCAUGGGCUAGGGGACGCGGAGAAGAGGAGUCUACUGGCGUUUGUGACGGGGUGUGACCGCGCGCCCAUCAAGGGUCUCGCCUCGCUGCCCUUUGUCAUCUCCCGAGCCGGUCCUGACUCGGACCGGCUACCAACAGCGCACACAUGCUUCAACCACCUGCUGCUGCCCGAAUACUCCAACAUUGACAAGCUGCACACGCGGCUACUCACGGCCAUCAACAACGCACAGGGGUUUGGGCUCAUGUAG
Molecule: messenger RNA, 2592 nt
Organism: Closterium sp. Yama58-4
Lineage: Eukaryota; Viridiplantae; Streptophyta; Zygnematophyceae; Desmidiales; Closteriaceae
Source: the annotation of a GenBank genome assembly